AUGACUAUAGAGUCCAACGAGGCUCCAGGGCCUUUGACACGUAUGAUAUCAAACAUACGUUCUUCCUUAGUAAGGGAGGAACACGACCGACCAAAUCCUACUAAACAACCCACAAACCACGCAUUUGAUGAGACACCAAUAAAGCCAGCGAAGCCGAUUCAGGACGACGAAAGACCUAUAAAGCCUGUAUUAUCAAGAAAGGCUACAAAUAUUGACAUAAUGGAACAACCCGUUGGAAAACGCACGAAGGUUGUCAUUGCAAAACAAGCCAGUAAACAGCCAGUCGUGGAUGAAGACAAGGACGAUGAUAGCGAUGAUGAAGAAAGUGACGACGAAGUGGAAGACAACGAUUUACCACGCGGUCGUCAAACGUCAACAAAAUUCUCACCUCAAAUCAAACACACUCCAACCACGUCGACAUCACCCUCACCAUCCAAGUCACCAUUGAAACCUAUUUUGAAAGAUACUGGUAUCAAAUCACCGAAAACAUCACCCAAAUCAGUGACUGCUGUCAAGAAGCGAGCGGACUCACCCACACCGAGUCCAUUACCAAAGGCACAUUCAACAGUAGCUGAAAUGGCUGCCGAAGCUACUUCAUUGCCAGUAAUACCUGAUGAACCAAUUCCAGCUGCUGCACCAGCUCAAACAUCUCAAAGUCCAGCUCCAAAACCUGUAAGGAGGAAACCUCCACCAAGACAGUCGAAGCCACCUGAGAAAUCUGAUGCUGUUGUUGAAGAUACUCUUGUUUCGGAAAGCACACCUACUGUAACACCAUCUCCCAUACCAGCCGCAGUGUCACCAUCCAUGAAUCACGGUACUGUCACGAAAGUCGAUGUUGCGUGUGGGCUAGAUGCACCAGACUGGAGGUGGAUGGCUUUAGAAGCCCUUGAAGUCGGUGCUCUGGAUUAUCAGGAUGCAGAGCGAACCGGCAAUAAAUCAUAUAGGCCAUUAUCAUCAUCCAUAGAGCUUCCUCAGGACUCUUACUACACCGAUCUCCUGGCAUCAGCUAUAUCACGACCCAAUUCAGGAAAUCCUGGAGACCUGGAACGAUCAAGACAGUAUGGCAGUAAAGAAGCAUUGGAAGAUGUGUCUAAACUGUUGCAGAGGCCAAGACCUUGGCCACCAGGUUAUGCUUCUGGUGGUUUGAUGAAGAUUAUAGUAAAACGUGGUGGUGUUGCUGGUGAUCGUAAGCCAGUCGAUGAGCUUGCAGUACAACCUCAGAUACAGCAUCAGCCUCAACAUUCAAAUCAUCAACCACGAAAAUCAGAGGUAGAGCAAAAAGCGAAAUUCGACAGAGGAAACAAACCACCACCACUUAGCAUACCAACCCGAGGAGGCAAGAAAAUGUCGAAACCAUUAUCACCACCGCCGCACUUCACGUCUUUACCACCUAUAAACAAGGGCAAGGUAGCCAAACGACCAGUCAGAAUGUCGACGUAUAACAAUACCAAUUCAACUCCAGUCUACAAUCAAGCUGCAACGUCAAUUCCGAGGCCAAGCAUGGCACCUGGAUCAUAUGCAUCUCCCACUCGUAUACCAGUAGCUCAAACAUCUAUGAACUCAUACUCUCAGCAGCAGCAGCAACACGGACAAUCAAACGUAUAUGGAACAUACCGCGUUGCUGCUCCAGUAUCCGACUACUUGUCAUCUCAUGUUCAUCAUCAGGAACUGGCAAGUCAUCAUCAACAACCUACAUGGUUGCCACGAGUCGCGAUGAUGGAACACCCACAGCACGAUCCAUAUUAUGGAACUCUUGGAUCCAAUAUGGGAUACUAUCAGCAAACGAAUCAGCAACAAGCAGGGUAUGGACCAACACACAAUGCAGCCGCUAUGGGUCCCUGGGGAAUGUAUACCAAUGUGCCACCAGCAGCUCUAGUACCCGUUGAAGAAGUGACCAAGAAGAAGGGGAAAUAUGUUCCGGCUCUUCCUCGUUCUCGAACACCACUCAAGACUGCUGCUUUCAGGAAGAGGUAG
Molecule: messenger RNA, 1974 nt
Organism: Synchytrium microbalum
Lineage: Eukaryota; Fungi; Chytridiomycota; Chytridiomycetes; Synchytriales; Synchytriaceae
Exons: 3
Coding region: 1-1974 (657 amino acids)
Source: RefSeq, a predicted model, not a curated record